AAGAGCAGUUGAAAUCAAUGGAAGGUUCGAAUACAGUAAACGUUGUGAGUCAUAAAUCGCGUUGGAGCGGACGAAAAGAGAAAAAGGUCAACACAGAUCAGAAAGAGCGCAGAUACUCAGCCAAGGGGACUGGGCACGACAACAAGGAUAACGUACGACGAUGUUACAACUGUAAUAAAACUGGGCACUUUGCUCGAGACGCAAAUUGUCCAGCAAAGUCCAAGAGCUGCAAUAAAUGCGGAAUCAUAGGUCACUUCUCAGCUUGCUGCAAAAAAGCAGGGGAGAAGCACAACAAGGAGAAAGAAAAAAAGGAGGAGAAAAGAGCAUAUAAAGUCUCUGAGGAAGAAGGAAAAACACCAACAAGAGAUGACUAUGCCUUUGUUAUUGGUGGGCAUGGACAAAAAGAUAUGGGUCAGGUGGAUCUAAUUAUUGGAGGAGUGAAACUAGAAAGUAUUUUAAUUGACUCAGGUGCAACAUGUAAUGUAAUUGAUUGUGAACUCUGGAACUAUCUUAAAAGAAAACAUGUUAGGUGCGAGUCAAGGGUAUCAGACAAGAAACUGUUUGCGUAUGGACAGAAAGAGCCAAUCGACGUUGUAGGGACAUUUACAGCAGAGAUUGUGUGCGAGGCAAACAGUGAAAGAUGUGUAGACGAUUUCACUGUGAUUAAAGAGAACGGAAGGCCUAUAUUGGGGAAGAAAACAGCCGAACAAUUGAAAGUACUCAGGGUUGGACCUGAAGAAAUAAUAAGAACUGUUAACACGGUCACACAAGAGGGAAGUGAUUCAGAUAUUCGUGAGGAGUUUGCUGAUAUUUUUACUGGAGUCGGACUACUUAAGGAUUACAAGCUGAAACUGCAUAUCGAUGAGGAUGUUAUACCAGUUGCUCAGCCGGUGCGUAGACUGCCAUUCGGUCUAAGGGACAAAGUAGACGAUAAGUUAGACGAGUUACUCGACAUGGGUAUUAUCGAAGAAUUGCCAGAAGCAACACCUACAAGGUGGGUUUCACCAUUAGUGGUUGUUCCAAAAGCAGAUGGAAAGGAUAUUCGAGUUUGUAUCGAUAUGAGAAGGGCAAACGAGGCGAUUGUAAGGGAAAGACAUCCUAUUCCGACCAUAGAAGAAGUUUUGUAUGAUUUAAAUGGAGCAACGGUAUUUAGUAAGAUAGACCUCAAAUGGGGGUUUCAUCAAGUGGAACUCACAGAGGAUUCAAGGGACAUUACGACGUUCGUGACACACCGGGGGUUAUAUAGAUAUCGUCGACUGAUGUUCGGAAUUACUUCAGCUCCAGAGAAGUACCAGAAAAUAAUCUCAGAUGUUUUGGCAGGGUGCAAUGGGGUGGCAAAUAUUGCGGAUGAUCUUAUUGUUUACGGGGCUGAUUUAUCCGAGCAUGAUGAGAAUCUUUAUAAAGUACUAACACGUCUGCGAGAGAAAGGUCUUACCGUAAAUGGGGACAAAUGUCAGUUUAGACUUCCGGCCUUGACCUUUUUUGGCCACAAGCUCAGUGCCAAAGGGGUGGCACCAAGUGAAGAGAAAGUUGCUGCUGUAGUCAACGCUAGACCACCGCAAAAUGUUUCGGAAGUUAGGUCGUUCGUACAGUUAGUACAGUAUUCGGCAAAGUUUAUCCCGGACUUUGCGCAGAUUGCAGAGCCGUUGCGUCGUGUACUAAGAAAGGGACAGUCGUUCGUUUGGGGGUCAGAGCAACAGCAGGCGUUUGAGAAGCUGAAAUGGAUGAUGACUAGGGCUGAAGCCCUGGCUUAUUUUAGAAACGACUGCAAAACGAGAAUCGUCGCGGAUGCAGGGCCGGAGGGAAUUGGAGCUGUGUUGCUACAACUGCAAGGAGACCAGUGGAGAGCGGUGUCGUAUGCCUCCAGGAACCUCUCGGACGUAGAGCGGCGAUACGCCCAAACAGAGAAGGAAGCACUUGCACUCGUGUGGGCUUGCGAGCGGUUUAAUAUAUAUGUGUAUGGUCGUGAAUUCGAACUGGAAACUGACCAUAAGCCACUAGAGUGUAUUUUCAACAAGACAUCGAAACCCUCAGCAAGGAUCGAAAGAUGGGUAUUACGGCUUCAGUGCCACAACUUCAAGGUCGUUUACCGGCCUGGAAAGACGAACAUUGCCGAUGCUUUGUCUAGAAUGAACCAGAAGAGUCCAAAAGACCACAGCAGCGAGAAAGAGGACGUCAUCCGUUUCGUUGCCAUACAAGCGACACCCGUGGCCUUAACGACUAAAGAAAUAGAGAGAGCGUCAGAAAUCGACGCUGAAUUACAAAGUGUGCGAUACUAUAUCGAAUCGGGAGAUUGGACUAAAUGUAAACUGUCGGCAUAUGCGUGUGUAAAGAAUGAGCUCUGCAUGAUUGGUAGACUUGUUUUACGGGGGAAUCGAAUCGUUAUUCCUCAGAUGUUGCGAAGAAAGGUUUUGGAAGCGGCACAUGAAGGCCAUCAAGGAAUUGUAAAGACGAAAAGCAGAUUAAGAACGAAAGUAUGGUGGCCCAAGAUGGACAUAGAUGCUGAACGAGUGUGUAAAUCGUGUCAUGGAUGUCAAGUAGUCAGCCAGUAUAAUGUACCGGAACCCAUGAAACGGACCGAGAUGCCUACAGGCCCAUGGCAAGAUGUCGCAGUAGACUUGAUGGGGCCAAUGCCAACCGGAGAAUACUUGCUGGUAGUCGUGGAUUACUAUAGUCGAUACUACGAAGUUUCCAUUAUGCACUCAACAACUUCAGAAAAGAUUAUCAAAGCGCUAAACGAAAUUUUUGCUAGAUUUGGUUUUCCUUACUCGUUGAAAUCAGACAACGGGAGACAGUUUGUUAGUGAGGAGUUCAAGAGGUUUUUACAACAAGUGAAUAUUGAACACAGAACGUCACCACCACUUUGGCCACAAGCUAACGGUGAAGUGGAGCGCCAAAAUCGCACUCUUCUCAAGGCACUAAAAGUGGCCCAAGUUGAAGGCAAGGAUUGGAGAAAGGAGUUACCACAAUUCCUUCUUGCGUAUAGAACAACACCGCAAGUCACAACUGGAAAAACACCAGCGUUCCUUAUGUUCAAACGUGAACUGAGAAGUAAACUUCCAGAACUUAGGGGAGAUAUAGACGACUUUGAUGAGAACAUAAGGGAUCGCGAUUGGCGAAACAAGCUAGUACAAAAAGCUAAUGCAGAUGAAAAAAGGAGGGCAAAUGAUAGCACUAUUCUACCAGGAGACCAAGUACUACUACGGAACACUAAAACGUCAGGGAAGUUAGCUGCCAACUACGAAAAGGAGCCGUAUACGGUGGUCACGAAGGAGGGGAACGAAGUGAUGGUAGAGGCGGACGAUGGCUCGAUCUUUAGGAGAGACAGUUCAUUUGUAAAACCAUAUAAUAAUCCAGUGGAGACAGCUACGGAAAGCGAGUCCCAACAACAGCCGCAACCGGAUAGCGAAACGGUUAUCACCAAUAGACUUAAGCGGGAGAUUAGAUUACCCGAGCGAUUCAAUGAUUUUAUCAUGGACAAACCAAAGUGA
This is a messenger RNA of Dendronephthya gigantea, 3491 nucleotides long. RefSeq lists its product as uncharacterized. NCBI's taxonomy places the organism in Eukaryota, Metazoa, Cnidaria, Anthozoa, Malacalcyonacea, Nephtheidae. The record is from RefSeq and is a predicted model, not a curated record. Gene Ontology annotation, molecular function: zinc ion binding; nucleic acid binding. The transcript has a single exon. Gene Ontology annotation, biological process: DNA integration. The coding region runs from base 18 to 3491 and encodes 1157 amino acids.